CUCCCUCUCUUUCCCCCCAUCUCUCUCUCUCUCUCUCUCUCCUUGGGCGGGCGCCGGGCGCCGGCCGCGGCCGCCAUUGCCUAUUUGCCUCCAGAUCGAUUGCCCGGCCACCGCACCCAACCUGCAGCCCAAGCAUGAUGCUGCGGCGCGUGGCCUCGUCGACGCCGGUGCCCGAGUGGCUGGAGGCGCUCCUCACCACGCGCUUCUUCCUCGCCUGCGGCGCGCACCCGGCGUCCCCGCGCAACGAGUGCAACAUGUUCUGCCUCGACUGCCGGGGGGCGCCGCCGCCGGCCUUCUGCUACUACUGCAGGGCGCACCGACACGCAUCCCACAGGGUCAUCCAGAUACGGCGGUCCUCCUACCACGACGUCGUCCGCGUCUCCGAGGUGGAGGACGUCCUCGACAUCACCGGCGUCCAGACCUACGUCAUCAACAGCGCCAGGGUGCUCUUCCUCAACGAGCGCCCCCAGCCGCGCGGCGCCGGCGCCGCCGCCGGCAAGGCAGCCGCCUCCCCCUACAACUGCGAGAUCUGCGGCCGCGCGCUGCUCGACCCCUUCCGCUUCUGCUCCCUCGGAUGCAAGUUGGUGGACACCAAGCGGAGCAACGGCCACGCGGCGGCGGCCACCGACGGCGCCGCGGCCGCCAAUGACGACGCGGACGAGGUCGGCGGGAGCAAGAACGCCGCGGCGCGCCCGCAGGGCCGCCGCCGGAAGGGGAUCCCCCACCGCGCGCCCUUCUGGUCCUGACCGACCUCACCUCACCUCGCCACCGGCAACACCAAUCGGCCGACCGACGAUCGAUCGACGAUCAAUGGCGCCCGGAACACAAGAUCAGGAAUGAAGAAUCAGUAGCAAUGCAAGCACUUCAAGGCAGGUAAUGCCAGCAAAUGGGACUGCUGGCCGGCUUCGUUCAUCCCGUCCGUUGUACUUACUUACUACUUAGAAAAAAGAGAGAGAAGAUUCUGCCUGCCCAACUAGAAAAAAAAAACAAACAAAGAAAGAAAGAAAGAAAUAGAUAGAUAGAAAAGCAAGCAAGGUGAGUUGAGCUCGGCAGCCCCAACCCAACCCAACCCAACCACCGGAAGGAGAGGAAGGGAAGGGAGGAUGGCUGCCCGGGGCCGCGCGCGCUGGACUCCAGUAAGCAACAUGUCUGUCCCCAUCAUCCUCUUGUUUCUCUCUCUCUCGCUACUCGCCAUGCCUUGUGCCAUGUGCCACCAUUUGGCACGGUAGGUGUACAUGACAUGCCUGAUCAUCACCAUCUCCUAGUCUCAUAGCCCAUAUAUUAAACUUGAAUUAGCAGGAAAUGCAUGGAUUCUUUUACAGUACAUUGGUUGGGAUACUUGACAAUGAGCAGUAUCAUAUUGAUCUUUCUUUUU
Molecule: messenger RNA, 1375 nt
Organism: Panicum virgatum (switchgrass)
Lineage: Eukaryota; Viridiplantae; Streptophyta; Magnoliopsida; Poales; Poaceae
Product: protein RGF1 INDUCIBLE TRANSCRIPTION FACTOR 1-like
Exons: 3
Coding region: 135-746 (203 amino acids)
Source: RefSeq, a predicted model, not a curated record